AUGCGACUCAUCACCGAAGCACAUAUGGACAACGUUCAAGCGUUAAACGUUGAACGAGUAGAAUCUGAAAUCCUGACGUCAGAAUUCGAUUACUCUGAAUGGCUGAAUAAUGCCAGCGUUUCAAGCCACGGAUAUUUUCGAAAGACGAGCCUUCUGUUCUACUUUAUCGCAUUGUCGACCUGUAAUGCUCUACAGCUUCUUCUAUCAAUUUUCGUCAUCGUCCUACCGGCAAUGGAACAGUUUAUCGGUUUGGAGUUUCCACGAAAGGCAGAAAAUUUGCAUAGAAUGAACGCUAUCACAGUGCGACUCGGUUAUCCAUUAAUGCUGGCAGCAAAUUAUGCAGCAAUCUGGCUCCUCACAUUGAUUUGUGCCCAAAGAUUCCAGGUAUUAGUCGAUCCCUAUCACUUUAAUUAUCGUUGCGAUUUGUCAUCCAUCGAAUCCGUGGAAAUUGCGAUUGACUUGUAUCCGAAGAAUGACGAUCUGUUGUACAAAGUCAUCCAGGAAGGAAUCGUAUACGGAUUAAUUGUAUACGGUCUUCCAAUUUGUCUACUCCUAUGGUUAAAUUUGAACAUCAUACGUUUAAUACGUGGCGAACAGCUUCAUGUACAGGCCUCACGACGACCAGCCGAGUAUCGAACGGCAUUGAUGACGGUUUGUGUGUUUGUGUUCUUCUUCCUUUGCACCACACUUUCUGCAUCAAUCAGGCUGUUUAUGAUAUCAGCAGGAGGGCUGGUGGAUGCACAAGAAUUGGUUUGGCUUGUCGACUUAUCAAAUCUUCUUAUGAAUAUUAACGCUUUAGUCACUCCGAUCAUCUGCUUCAUAUGUACUAGAGGAUUCAAAGACCUUUUCUUCGUGAUACGAUUCGCGCCACCGAAAGGUUCAAUCGAUGAAAAAGAUUUCAAUCGACAUUUUACACCCAUGCUUUCUCCGGAAGGUGGAGCAACCUUGAAAUGUUCUCUGUUUGCGCUUUAA
Messenger RNA from Angiostrongylus costaricensis, 972 nucleotides. Lineage: Eukaryota; Metazoa; Nematoda; Chromadorea; Rhabditida; Metastrongylidae. The record is from the annotation of a GenBank genome assembly.